UCUCCUCUGUCCUCUGUCCCCUGUCCCCUCUGUCCCCUGUCCCCCCUGUCCUCUGUCCCCUGUCCUCUGUCCCCUCUCAGAGUGCCUAUCGUCUGUUCACCACCAACACCUGUCUGAAACAUAUGAUCAGUAAGGUGCGUCGAGAUGCGCACCACUUUGAGCGGUACCAGCACAACCGGGACCUGGUGGGCUUCCUGAACCUGUUUGCUAACAAGCAGCUGGAGCUACCUCGAGGCUGGGAGAUGAAGCACGACCACAGUGGGAAGCCUUUCUUUGUGGAUCAUAACAGCAGAGCCACCACCUUCAUCGACCCCCGGCUGCCCCUCCAGAGCUCCCGGCCCCCCAGCCUGCUGACUCACCGCCAACACCUGACCCGGCAGCGCAGCCACAGCGCCGGGGAGGUCAGCCCGCGCCCUCGUCACCCGGGACCUCCAGUCCUACCCCGCCCUGCCAACACCUUCAGCUCAACAAACCGGGCCCAGUACCAAGAGGUGGUUCCAGUGGCGUACAACGACAAGAUCGUGGCCUUCCUCCGACAACCCAACAUCUUUGAGAUUUUACAGGAGAGACAGUCGGACUUCAGCCGCAACCACCUGCUCAGGGAGAAGGUCCAGCUGAUCCGGACCGAUGGGGUCUCAGGGCUGACCCGGCUGUCAGGUGAUGCUGACCUCGUCAUGCUGCUCAGGUGAAUCACAUCCCACCCCUCCUUAAUGUCUGAGCGCUGAGUCAGCACUCAGUUUCCUCAACGUAUUUAUCUUUUUUAUAAAUAAAACUUUCAGCUCGGUUGA
Molecule: messenger RNA, 788 nt
Organism: Austrofundulus limnaeus
Lineage: Eukaryota; Metazoa; Chordata; Actinopteri; Cyprinodontiformes; Rivulidae
Product: E3 ubiquitin-protein ligase HECW2
Exons: 4
Coding region: 123-689 (188 amino acids)
Biological process (GO): hippo signaling; positive regulation of transcription by RNA polymerase II
Cellular component (GO): nucleus; cytoplasm
Molecular function (GO): protein binding; transcription coactivator activity
Source: RefSeq, a predicted model, not a curated record